AUGGUCUGCAAUGCUGACACUGUGAUCAGCAAUGUUGUGGCAAAAUGGCCUGGCUCAGUCCAUGACUCCAGAAUCUUUCGGGCCUCUGAAAUCUAUCAGUGCCUAUCACAAGGUGAAUUCUCUGGUGUGUUGCUGGGAGACAGGGGGUAUGGCUGUCAGCCUUUUCUCCUGACACCUUUCACAGACCCCCAGGAAGCACAGCAGGCCUACAACCAUGCCCAUGCCAGGGCCAGAGUUGAAAUGACCUUUGGCCUCCUGAAGGCAUGCUUUCACUUCCUUCACAAAUUAAGGGUCAACCCUGUUAGGGCAUGUGAUAUUACUGUGGCUUGUGCUGUCCUCCACAAUGUGGCCUGCCUGAGGAAGGAGAGGGCCCCCAGAGUGCCACCAGCCAUGGACUGGGACAAUCCGGCAAUCUUCCCUGAUGACGACAGUGGUCGGCUGCUGAGGGACCAAUAUGUGUUGAAUUAUUUUAGUUGGUAUGUGUGCUUUCAAUUUAGGUAA
Molecule: messenger RNA, 501 nt
Organism: Carassius auratus (goldfish)
Lineage: Eukaryota; Metazoa; Chordata; Actinopteri; Cypriniformes; Cyprinidae
Product: protein ALP1-like
Exons: 2
Coding region: 1-501 (166 amino acids)
Source: RefSeq, a predicted model, not a curated record